GCUGCUAGCUUGGCCGAUGAUCAGCAGCUAACAACUGUAGCUGUCUAGGUUGUGAAUAGUGGCAGUCGGGCUGUGACUGAGACAGUUGACGAUUUGAGACUUGAGCACCUGUAGAGGAAGAUGAGGCUGAAGGAGAUCCAGAGGACUGCCCACCAGGCGUGGAGUCCAGCCGGGCACCAUCCUAUCCACCUGGCCUUAGGCACAUCAGCACAGCAGCUGGAUGCCUCUUUCAACACCACAGCUGCCCUGGAGAUAUUUGAGGUGGAUUUUUCUGAUCCCUCUCUGGACAUGCAGCUUAAAGGGUCAUUACCCACCUCAAACAGGUUGCACAGUAUCGUAUGGGUGAAUUUUGGAAUGGGAGAAGAUGGUAUAGGAGGGAGACUGGUCGGUGGCAGUGAAAAUGGCACAUUAACUGUAUAUAACCCAGAGGCCAUAAUUAACUCUGGAGCUGAGACAAUAGUGGGACAGUCUGACAAACACACAGGACCCGUCCGAGCACUUGAUUUCAACCCUUUUCAGAGUAAUCUCCUCGCAUCAGGAGCCAAUGAUUCAGAGAUUUAUAUCUGGGAUCUCAACAACUUCAGCAGUCCGAUGACACCAGGAGCAAAGACACAGCCCGCUGAAGACGUCAGUGUCGUGUCCUGGAACCGGCAGGUCCAGCACAUCCUGGCCUCUGCUAACCCCAGCGGGAAGGCAGUUGUGUGGGACUUAAGAAAGAACGAGCCCAUCAUCAAGAUUAGUGACCACAGCAACAGGAUGCACUGUUCAGGGAUGCUCUGGCACCCUGAGGUCGCCACUCAGUUGGUGUUGGCCUCUGAAGACGACCGCCUGCCAGUCCUCCAGAUGUGGGACCUUCGUUUUGCCACAUCACCCCUUAAAGUCUUUGAGAAUCACACAAGGGGAAUUCUGUCCAUAUCGUGGAGCCAAGCUGACCCAGAGCUCCUACUGAGUAGUGCUAAAGACAACCGGAUCCUCUGCUGGAACCCAAACACUGCAGAGGUCAUCUAUGAGCUUCCAACAACGAACCAGUGGUGUUUUGAUGUCCAGUGGUGUCCCAGGAAUCCAGCUUUGCUUUCAGCUGCCUCGUUUGAUGGGAGAAUCACUGUUUACUCUGUGAUGGGAGGGAGCUUGAAGGCUCAGGAGCAAAGCGCCGCUGAUAAGAUAUCCUCCUCAUUUGAUUCAAUGGAUCCCUUUGGUACAGGGCAGGUGCUCCCUCCCCUGCAAGUUCCUCAGCCUACAGUGCAGGACACCAUAGUUCCCCCUCUGAAGAAGCCACCUAAGUGGGUGCGCAGGCCAGUGGGGGCUUCCUUUGCUUUUGGUGGGAAACUCAUAACCUUUGAGAAUCCCAAGAUGCCUCCAGUGCAGAGCCCCCAGCCCGUCCCCAGGCAAGUGUUUGUGAGCCAGGUUACCACGGAGACAGAGUUCCUCCAGCGCUCCAGGGAGCUGCAGGCGGCGCUGCAGUCGGGUACUUUCAACAACUACUGUCAGGCCAAGAUUCAGCACGCCACGUCAGACGCUGAGCAGGACAUAUGGAAGUUCCUUCUGGUUAAUUUUGAGGAUGAAGCUCGCAUUAAAUUCCUCAGACUGUUGGGUUUCAGUAAAGAUGAAUUGGAGAAAAAGAUUUCAAAAUGCCUGGGGAAGAAUUUUCAACCCAAUGGACAUGCAGUUGAUGCUGAAGACUUGGCAAAAAAGAUGCUGCAACUCUCCACUGAGAGGUCUGAUGAAGCAGCUUCAGUUGGUGACGCCAGAACAUCAGGUUCUGUUUCCCCGGCAGACUUUUUCAGUCAAACUCCAAAGGAAAACACCAACUUCCAGAUCCCUGUGUCAUGUGAUACUGAUGGUUUGAUAAGCCAGGCUCUGCUGGUCGGUAACUUUGAGGGAGCUGUGGAUCUGUGUCUUAACGACGGUCGCUAUGCUGAAGCCAUCCUGCUUGCUAUCAGUGGAGGAGAAGAGCUGCUCAAGAAGACUCAGCAAAAAUAUCUAAGCAAGCAAAAGAACAGCAUUUCAGUGCUCAUAUCAUCAGUGGUGACUCAGAACUGGAGGGACAUUGUCCAGAGCUGUGAGCUUGACAAUUGGAAAGAGGCCCUCGCUGCUCUGCUAACCUAUGCCCAUCCUGAAGACUUUGCCCGGCUUUGUGAUACCUUGGGAGGCAGGUUGGAGCUAGAGGGGACAGAGAAGCGCUGCCUUCAAGCCUGUCUGUGUUACAUAUGCUCUGGGAACAUCGAGAAGUUAGUGGAGUGCUGGGCCUUGCAUAGAGAUUGCUCCUCCCCUCUUGGUCUCGAGGAUCUGGUUGAGAAAGUAAUGAUGCUGCGUAAGUCAAUUGAACGUCUCCGCAACAGCGAGGUGGCAGUCCAGAGCCCCAUCCUGGCUGAGAAGCUAACCUGCUAUGCUGGUAUCCUGGCUGCAGAGGGCAGUCUGUCCACUGCUAUGACCUACCUGCCCGAGAACUCGGACCAACCUGGGAUCAUGAUGUUGAGAAACAGGCUGUUCCACGCUCAGGGAGAGGCUGCCACUGGACAGCAGCCUCCAAACUCUUUCAACAGAGUCAAUGUGUCCACAGCCAAGCCUGCUCCUGCUGCUCAGACUCAUGCACCAAAAGCACAAAUUAUGGGUCAGUACCAGCCUUCUGCUCCUUCCCAGGCGGCUACACAACCGCAGCCUCCUCUGCCAUCACUUUUUAACCCUCAAGCUGCUCCAACCAACACCGGGCCUGGCUUGCCACCUUCUUCUCAUGUACUGCCGCCCAGUGUGACUCGCCCUGCCAUGAGGCCUUCCUACCCCCAACAUCCUGCUCCUGCUCCAGGUUUCCUUCCGCAUCAGCCAUUCCAGCCUCAGCCUGUGCCCAUUGGCGGACCUUCAGCCUUCUCUCCUCCAGGUCCCACCAUGCCAGGGGCUAAUUUAUCUGGACCUGUUCUACAGCCCCCUUCAUCGAACCCUGGAGGCGCACCCCCAUUGCCCAGCCCCGGGGUUCCACCGACAAGCUUCAUGCCAUCUACCUCUAUGCCAUCAGGCCCUUUGCCACCCAGCUCCCAGCCAGGAGCCCCAGUUCCCAUGUACCCAGGGAGCCUCCACAACCAGGGGCCUGCACCCCCCAUGGCUGGUCCCUAUGCUCCUAUGGGAACAGGCUAUCCACAGGGAGGCCCUGGAGCUCCUGCUGUGAAGCCCUUUGGGGCCUCUGCUGUCGCUCCUCCUCCUACAGGACCUCAAGAAGGAUGGAAUGACCCACCAGCAGUACGAGGUGGACCCAGGAAGAAGAAGGUCCCUGAUAACUACACUCCACCAGCUCCCAUCACUGCUCCUGUGAUGGGAUUCCCCGUGGAGGCCCCUCAGCCACACGAGCACGCCCAAGUCCCCCCCGGAGCCCCUCAGGAGCCCAGUGUGCAGCUCCUUCAGCAGCUGCCAGCAGAGCGGGUGGAGCAGAAAGAAAUCCCCGCUGAGCACAUGGUCCUCAAAUCCACCUUUGACAGCCUGGUGCAGCGCUGCCAGCUAGCAGCAGGAGAUCCACAAACAAAAAGGAAACUUGAUGAUGCAGCCAAACGUUUGGGAUACCUGUAUGACAAGCUGAGAGAGCAGUCGCUCUCCCACAACAUCCUUAACGGGCUCCACGAGAUCGGCCGUUGCGUGGCGAGCCAGAACUACCAGCGGGGUCUGGAGGUCCACACCCAUGUGGUCAGCAGCAGCAACUUCAGCGAGAUCUCCGCCUUCAUGCCCAUCCUCAAAGUGGUCAUGACCAUCGCCAACAAGCUGGGUGUCUAACCCUGGAGACACCGCCCACCAGACUUCAGUGUUAUCAUAUUGUUAUAUAUGUAUUUAUUUCUCUCUCUCUUUUUUUUUUUUUUUUUUGACAUAAUGACGUGCUUUGAUAAUAAGAAUAAUUACAGAUGAUAUUGCUGAUUGUAGUCUCCAUCACUCCAUACAUAUUCCUUCCUAAGGAUUUGGCUGAUUUGGGCAGCAAGGUGGAUGUUUUUGUAGAGAUUUGUCGAUGUUGCUGUGGUGAUUUUACGAUAAGAUGAAUGUAUUCUGAAAGUUGUGAUUCUGUGUAAAUUCAACAGUUGAUGUAAUAUAAAAAGAGUCAAAUGCUGCAAAGUUUGAAUUAAGGUUGUGCGGUCGUACAAGUCGGUACAUUUUUGUCGUCCGUAUGACACCACUACAUAUUUCUUCCCUGGCAUCAGCAGACAUUGAACCCCUAUAGAUACAUUAUUUUGAUUUAAUGCAAACAGUGCUCCAUCUGCAGAAACUAAACAUCUGGGACUAUCAGCUUCUACAUCCUAAAAAGUAGGGGUGAAAAAAAAAUUGUGACAAUAAAACUUCGGGGGUGCACUUCACAUCCGUCUAUCAGAGUACUUUGUACACGGGAGAAAUGACUGAUAUUCUGAUAUUUCAUGACAAACAUCGAGAACAUUUGAAACACUGUAACAUACUGUAAGUACUGAUUGUGCUCUUCAUCUGCUGUAAACUGAUUGUGUCCAGUGAAUUGUGCCAUGAGGGUUUUUGGGCCAAAGCACUGCAGAAGAAUGUCAUACAGUGAUUGUCAAGUUGCUGUUUUUUUUUUCUCUUCCCCAUUUUAUGUUAACUUAACCCCCAUUAGCACUGAGACUAUGAAUGACUGAGUCUUAACCUUCGAACUUGCUUCUGUGUGCAUGUUUCUUAUGUGAACUCUUUAACUGACUGCUGAGCUCACAUGGCAGCUCUUAAACAAAAAUUAUAUUAAUUUAUGUUGAACUGCAAAUGAUUUGAAAUAUGCAUCCUCUGUGUUAGCCUCUCCCUCUGUUUAAAGAUGCUUUAACUCAUCUUUCCACCCAGGCUUCAUCCUCUCCUUUUCUAACUCGGAAUUGCGUUGUUGUUUUUUUUAAAAGUCAUACUUGUUUUAGAUUAGAUCAUACAAUUAUACCAACUUAUAUGAACUGAUGAAUGAAAAAAAAUAUGAUAUACUGAGGUUUGUAGCUGGACAUUAAGCUGGAUAGUUUGGUGUAUCAUGGCAGCAGAAGGCAGUAAAGUGCCUCAGUGUGCUCAUUUUGGUUGCACAGAUAUUUAUACAAUCCAUGUUGCUUUACUCAUUUCAGUAUCUUUUUUUCAAAUAAAAAUUCACUUCUAAAGUU
This is a messenger RNA of Scomber japonicus (chub mackerel), 5099 nucleotides long. It is a transcript of the gene sec31b, whose product is annotated as SEC31 homolog B, COPII coat complex component. The coding region runs from base 121 to 3756 and encodes 1211 amino acids. The record is from RefSeq and is a predicted model, not a curated record. The transcript is spliced from 26 exons. Gene Ontology annotation, molecular function: protein binding; structural molecule activity. Gene Ontology annotation, biological process: endoplasmic reticulum organization; intracellular protein transport; endoplasmic reticulum to Golgi vesicle-mediated transport. NCBI's taxonomy places the organism in Eukaryota, Metazoa, Chordata, Actinopteri, Scombriformes, Scombridae. Gene Ontology annotation, cellular component: endoplasmic reticulum exit site; COPII vesicle coat.